Aphis gossypii (cotton aphid) is the source of this 1485-nucleotide messenger RNA. It is a transcript of the gene Gip, whose product is annotated as putative hydroxypyruvate isomerase. Gene Ontology annotation, biological process: glyoxylate metabolic process. The record is from RefSeq and is a predicted model, not a curated record. The coding region runs from base 359 to 1147 and encodes 262 amino acids. Lineage: Eukaryota; Metazoa; Arthropoda; Insecta; Hemiptera; Aphididae. Gene Ontology annotation, molecular function: hydroxypyruvate isomerase activity. The transcript has a single exon.
CACGACGAUACGCCGCACCCGCCUUGUGAGUCGAAAGUUCAAACUCGAUUCGCACCCGACUUGUUUACGCCUUUACGGUAUUAUUUAACUUACCAUUAUUAUUUGCUAUCGUUCGAUUUUCGAAGUUUCAAGCAUUUACACUGUCGUUGAAUAGGUAUACAGAAAACCGUAUUACACUGUAAUUAGUACUUACGAUAUAGUCGGCGAUAAGCGAUUUUCGUACGCUUAAAUCCGUUAGAGUCGAAGAUUUCGUUUUUGAACGAGCCUGCAAUCUCAGAGGUGAGGUUUAGUUCGGUUGAAGUGUUCACAGAACAUUAAUUCUCACACAAGUUUUAUUUGACAUAAUAAAAUAAUCAAUAUGAAUUUGAAGUUUUGUGCCAAUUUAUCGUUUAUGUACCAAGAAGCAAAUUGUCUUUUAGAGAGGUACAGUCUGGCGGCUAAAUCUGGAUUUACUUCUGUAGAGUGUGCAUUUCCAUACUCGGAUCCUUUAGAGAAAGUAGUGCAAGCGAAAACGGAUGCCAAUGUGCAACAGAUUUUGAUAAAUGCGCCUAGGGGCGAACCCAAUGAACUAGGAUUUGCUGCAAUUCCAAAUAUGGAGGAUAGUUUUCGUUCGUCUAUUGAUUUGGCUAUAUCUUAUGCAAAAGCUUUAAACUGUUCCAAGAUCCAUGUAAUGGCAGGCAUAGUUGUUCAACCAACAGAAGUUAAUCAUCAGACUUAUGAAAAGAAUUUAACUUAUGCUGCGCAAAUCUUUGAAACUAAAGGCAUUAUGGGUGUAAUUGAACCUAUCAAUAAAUAUUCAGCUCCAGGAUAUUAUUUAAAUUCAUAUGAACGAGCAAUUGAUGUUUUGAAAAAAAUUAAUAGCCCUAACUUGAAGCUACAACUAGAUAUAUUUCAUUUGCAACAGAUCAAAGGAGACCUUACAAAUAACAUUAAGAGCUUACUACCUUAUGUAGGACAUAUUCAAUUAGCUCAAGUUCCUGCACGUAAUGAACCAAAUACUCCAGGUGAAAUAGAUUACAAUUAUAUUUUUCAACUAUUAGAAGAACUUAAGUAUGAUGAAUGGAUCGGUUUAGAAUACACCCCUAAAGACGAUACUGACAAAGGUUUAUCGUGGCUAAGAGAUUUAAAAAGAACUGUAACAUUUUGAUGAGAAAUAUUUAAUUAAGUAUAUUACAACUUACAAGCAUUUAAAAAAAUAAAUUAACAAUACAAUUAAACUUAUUCUAUAAUCCAGAGCAUAUUUACUCCAGUUUUUCCAAGGUUGACACUUUCUAACAAUCCAUUUUCAGUCGUUUUAAUGUGAUGUAGGAACAAUAAAACCGUAAAGAAAAAAUUAUUACGACCCUGAAACAAAAUUAAAAAUCUAUAAAAUGUCUUUUAUUUUACUUUUUAUAUUGUAUCAUUAUUAUCAAAUCAAUCAUAAACUGUGUAUAUUAAUAAUAUAUUGUAUUAAUAAAAUGAGUAAAAUGUAUUACCUUUGGAAAA